This is a messenger RNA of Triplophysa rosa, 767 nucleotides long. It is a transcript of the gene lyrm5a, whose product is annotated as LYR motif containing 5a. The coding region runs from base 174 to 431 and encodes 85 amino acids. Gene Ontology annotation, cellular component: mitochondrion. Gene Ontology annotation, biological process: respiratory electron transport chain. The transcript has 2 exons. NCBI's taxonomy places the organism in Eukaryota, Metazoa, Chordata, Actinopteri, Cypriniformes, Nemacheilidae. The record is from RefSeq and is a predicted model, not a curated record.
AAUGACAUUGCUGUAAUAGAGUACAUGUUUAUUAAAGAAAGAUUUGAAGAUUGUGUUUUAUCUUUAGCAAGCAUAAUUUUGUCAAUUUAUGACCGUAUGAAUUUACAAGAAUUGUAACGUGAUGUUUUGUUUGGGGCCUGGAUUCAUCUCAGGAUCAGGAGAAAUACUGUAAAAUGACCAAUCCACUGAGAGGAGAGGUGAUCAGAUUGUACAAGAAUCUUCUGUAUCUUGGCCGGGACUAUCCAAAAGGCUCAACAUACUUCAGGGAGCGUCUUAAAGCGGCUUUCAUGAAGAACAAAGAUGUCACGGAUCCUGUGAAAAUUAAAAAUCUGGUCGACCGUGGAGAGUUUGUGAUCAAAGAACUUGAGGCGAUGUAUUACCUCAGGAAAUACAGAACACUGAAGAAACGCUAUUAUGAACCGGAGCACUGAUCUCUCAUGAGAUUCUCUGUUGCAUGUGCCAGAAUGAAAUAUGUGCUACUUCAAAAUAGUUUUCAGUGGUUGUACAUAUUUAUAUGUCUGUAUUUAAUGUGAUGUAUAACAUAUUACAAGUUAACAACAUGAUUAUUUUCACUACCACUGAUUUAAGAGACAGUUUCUUAUGUUCAUGUAUAUAUUUUUGGAGUCUGAGCAGAUAACUCUACAUCACAGAAAACAAGGUUGGUUUUUCCAAACGUUUUUUCCAGCUCCUGUGCCAGAUCCAGCUUUCCUGAACUGCCUGUAAUCUGUGAGUCCAAACAAUAGACAGUUAUGGGAUUAGCGUGUGUU